This is a messenger RNA of Nannospalax galili (Upper Galilee mountains blind mole rat), 1093 nucleotides long. RefSeq names its product interferon induced protein 35 (gene Ifi35). Gene Ontology annotation, cellular component: nucleus. Bases 154 to 1014 code for a protein of 286 amino acids. Lineage: Eukaryota; Metazoa; Chordata; Mammalia; Rodentia; Spalacidae. The record is from RefSeq and is a predicted model, not a curated record. The transcript is spliced from 7 exons.
GCAGAGAGCCUUCAUGCAGUGUUCAAAAGUUUGUUUCUGACUCUGUUGGAGUUUAAGGAGACCAAAGCCCCUCAUAGGAGUUUAGUCCUGGUGGAUUCUGACACUUUGUGCCGUACUUGAAGCCUCAGCUUUUGCCAGCCAGGCCUGAGAGCCAUGUCCGAGUCCCUGGAUGCUGCCCUCUGCAUUCUUCAGGAGAGGCAGGCCAGGCUAAAGAUGAGGCUGCAGGAGCUGCAGCAGCUGAGAAGGGAGCUCAAGGAUUCCCCCCAAAACAAGAUCCCAUUCCCAAUGCCUGAAAUCCCCCUGAUAUUCCGAGGACUCACCAAGAAUGGCAGGCACACACUCAAGCCUCUGGUGUCUAACUUUCGGAUCUGCUGUCCUCUGCCUGGAAGUUCCGCUCUGGUCACCUUCGAUGACCCCAAAGUGGCUCAGCAAGUGUUACGACAGAAGGAGCAUAAUAUUGACAUGGAGGAAUGCCGGCUGCAGGUGCAGGUCCAGGCCCUGGAGCUGCCCAUGGUGACUGCCAUCCAGGUGGCCAGCCAGCCAGAUAGCCACAGAGUGCUGGUCAGUGGGUUUCCUGCAGAACUCAGGCUGAGUGAGGAGGAGCUGCUGGACAAGCUGGAGAUAUUCUUUGGCAAGGCCAAGAAUGGGGGUGGGGAUGUGGAGACUAGGGAGCUGCUGCAAGGGACUGUCAUGCUGGGUUUUGCUAAGGCGGAAGUGGCUCAGAACCUGUGCCAGAUUGGCCAGUUUAGUGUACCGCUGGGCCGGCAGCAGGUCCUUCUGAAAGUCUCUCCCUAUGUUAGAGGGGUGAUCCAUGAGGCCGAGAUCAAAUCCCAGCCAGCACCUUGCUCAGUGCUGGUGCUGAACAUUCCUGAUGUCCUGGAUGCCCAGGAGCUGCAUGAUGUCCUGGAGAUCCACUUCCAGAAGCCCACCCGUGGGGGUGGGGAAGUAGAGGCCCUGGCAGUUGUGCCCCCAGGACAGCAGGGCCUGGCGGUCUUUACUGUCAAGUCAGCCUAGAUCUGCAUGUCUGCCUUCUCAGGGGCAGGGAUCAUGUAUUGCCAUAUGCAGUAGGGAACAAUAUGUGUGUACUACCACA